Molecule: messenger RNA, 525 nt
Organism: Bufo bufo (common toad)
Lineage: Eukaryota; Metazoa; Chordata; Amphibia; Anura; Bufonidae
Product: gamma-crystallin 1-like
Exons: 3
Coding region: 1-525 (174 amino acids)
Biological process (GO): lens development in camera-type eye; visual perception
Molecular function (GO): structural constituent of eye lens
Source: RefSeq, a predicted model, not a curated record
AUGGGGAAGAUCAUCUUUUAUGAAGACAGGAACUUCCAAGGACGCUCUUAUGAGUGUAACUCUGAUAGCUCCAACUUACUGUCUCUUUUCAAUCAUUGUGGCUCAAUCCGUGUUGAACACGGUAACUGGAUGAUCUACGAGUUUCCUAAUUUCAGGGGAUGUCAGUUUUUCUUGAAGAGAGGCGAAUAUCCUGAUUUUAACCAAUACCUGGGCUUUGGAGAUACCAUCAGAUCCUGCAGAAUUAUUCCCCAGCAAACAUCAUGCAAGCUUAGAGUCUAUGAGAAGGAAGACUUCAAAGGCCAAAUGAUGGAAUUUACAGAAGAUUGUCCACAAGUUUAUGAGAAAUUCCGCUACCAUGACAUCCACUCAUGCAAUGUCCUUGAAGGCCAUUGGAUAUUUUAUGAUGAGCCUAACUAUAAGGGUCGUCAGUAUUACCUGAAGCCAGGAGAAUACAGGAGAUGCAGUGACUGGGGUGCAGUAAACAGUAGGGUUGGCUCUUUUAGAAGAGCCACAGACUUUCAAUAA